Messenger RNA from Calypte anna (Anna's hummingbird), 1704 nucleotides. RefSeq names its product basic proline-rich protein-like. The transcript is spliced from 3 exons. The record is from RefSeq and is a predicted model, not a curated record. Lineage: Eukaryota; Metazoa; Chordata; Aves; Apodiformes; Trochilidae. Bases 1 to 1704 code for a protein of 567 amino acids.
AUGGUGAUGGACAAAAACAACGGGAAAAAAAGAAAUGGGAAAAAAGCUGCAGUCUGCAGGAGCAUUUUGGAGAGACAGUCCCGGGAUCAGCCUUCCCACCGGGAUCAGCCUUCCAUAGGCGUCGGCUGGGCCACCAACACCAUCCCCGUGGCCAUCAACACCUCCCGAGGACUCGUGCCCGGGCCGGGGGCUUCCCCGUCCCACCGACCGAGCUGCAGGAGCCGCCUCUGCUCGCACCGCGGCAGUUUUGGGCUGAAAAAGGAGGUUUCCUGUCAAUCCCAGGUAUGGGUCAGGGCCCGGUGCUGCCGGCCUCGGCCUCCGGUGGGUGAGACCGGACGGGCCAGGGGCUGCUCCCAGUGCAAACCAGUGUCCCCAGUGCAAACCAGUGCCCCCAGCACUCACCGGUCCUGUUUCUCCCGAGCCCGGCAGAGCCAGCGCGGGUCCGGGGUUUCUGUUCCGCGACAGCCGCCCUGGGAAGUGCCGGAGAGAAGGAGCCAGGCGGUUCCGUCCCGGGAGAAUCACCGGGACACGCACACACCGAGCGCCCGCCGGUACCGGGCCGGGCCGGCGGCUCCCGACCCCGGGACCCCGACCCCGCAGCUGCUGGCGUCUGCCCGGGGUCCCCCCGCCGUUCCCGGCAAGAGCUGCCAGCCGGGGGUCCCCGCUCCCGCACCGGAGCCCGCUGGCGGAGACAGAAGGGGGGUGAACGGCCCCGGUUCGCCCAGUCUUGACCCGGUUUUCACCCCUUUUACCCGUGUUUUGCCCGGUUUCCCUGUCCCGGCCCCUUCCCGGCGCUCCGAACCCGCCGAGGAGACGACGUCGCCGCCGGUUCAUGUCCGGAACCAGAGACGGCCUCACCCUCAGCCGCCUCGGAGCACUCCCGGGAGAACGGCCGGCAGCCGGACCCGGUCCAGCGCCUUUGCGGUCCGGAGCACACCCGGUGGCGUCGGUGUUCGCUCCGCUCCGUGCGUGGAGCCGCGCGUGCGGCGGUGGCAGCAGCAGCACCGGGAGCAGCCUUGCGGGUGGAGCAGCUCCGUCAGAACCCCCGGGCUGCCCGCAGAGGAGUCCCUCAGUCCCUCGGUCCCGGUUCCGUCCCCGCCGCUCCGGAUCCGGCUGAGAGAGCCGCUGACACAGCGCCCCCUGGCGGGCGCGAGCGGCUCCUGCCCCACCCGACAGCGCCCCCUAGAGGCUGCGACGCCCCCUGGCGGGCGCGAGCGGCUCUUGCCCCCAUGGACAGCGCCCCCUAGCGGCUGCGAGCGGCUCCUGCCCUCACCGACAGCGCCCCCUUGCGGCCGCGAGCGGCUCCUGCCCCACCCGACAGCGCCCCUAGCGGCUGCGAGCGGCUUCUGCCCCCCCCCCCCCCCACUGACAGCGCCCCCUGGCGGGCGCGAGCACCUCUUGCCCCCAGGGACAGCGCCCCCUAGCGGCUGCGAGCGGCUUCUGCCCCCCCCCCCCCCACUGACAGCGCCCCCUAGCGGGCGCGAGCGCCUCUUGCCCCCAGGGACAGCGCCCCCUAGCAGCUGCGAGCAGCUUCUGCCCCCCCCACUGACAGCGCCCCCUAGCGGCUGCGAGCGGCUCCUGCCCCACCCGACAGCGCCCCCUAGCGGCUGCGAGCGGCUUCUGCCCCCCCCACUGACAGCGCCCCCUGGCGGGCGCGAGCGGCUCCUGCUCCACCCGACAGCGCCCCCUAGCGGCUGCGAGUGA